Molecule: messenger RNA, 2251 nt
Organism: Mauremys reevesii (Reeves's turtle)
Lineage: Eukaryota; Metazoa; Chordata; Testudines; Geoemydidae
Gene: BBS1
Product: Bardet-Biedl syndrome 1
Exons: 17
Coding region: 101-1867 (588 amino acids)
Biological process (GO): protein localization to cilium; non-motile cilium assembly
Cellular component (GO): BBSome; axoneme; centrosome
Molecular function (GO): patched binding; smoothened binding
Source: RefSeq, a predicted model, not a curated record
GUGCGACACCGUAUCUGGCUCGGGGACUGUUUUCCGGUUGCUCCCAUUCACAGCCAUUGGGUUGCCGUAGCAACGGAUCCUGCCAGUCCUGUAGAAAGACAUGGCGGCCGCCUCCUCCUCCAGCAGCGAGAGUAAUGAAGCCAACUCCAAAUGGCUGGAUGCCCAUUACGACCCUAUGGCCAAUCUCUACACCUUCUCCUCGUGCAUUGCCCUGGCUGACCUGCAUGGCGAUGGAGAGUACAAGCUGGUGGUGGGUGACCUGGGCAUGGCUGGGCACACCAUGAGGCUGAAAGUGUACCGGGGCACGGGGCUGGCCAGUGAGAGCACCUUGUUGGACCUGCCGUCUGCUGUCUCCACCUUCCUGAUGGACCAGAAUGAGCCACGCACGCCUGCUGUGGCCGUGGCCUCCGGCCCAUUCGUCUAUGUCUACAAGAACCUGCGGCCCUACUUCAAAUUCACCCUGCCCCCCCUGGAUGCCAACCCCCUGGAGCAGGAUGUCUGGGAGCAGGCCAAAGAGGACAUGAUCGACCCCCUGACUCUGAAGGAAAUGCUGGAGGGGAUCCGGGAGAAGGCGGAGAUCCCCCUGUCAGUACGAUCGCUGAGGUUCCUGGCCCAAGAUGUACCAGAGAUGGAGAAUUUUGUGAACCUACAUAAGGGGCAACCGAUCAAGCGCCAGACUGUCAUCACCUGCAUGAGCACGCUGAAGAAGAACAUGGCGGAUGAGGAUGCGGUCAGCUGCCUGGUGAUCGGGACGGAGAGUGCCGAUGUCCUCAUCCUGGACCCUGAGGCCUUCACUAUCCUGGCCAAGAUGACGUUGCCGAGCGUGCCAGCCUUCCUGGAUGUGAUGGGGCAGUUCGAUGUGGAGUACCGGGUCACGGUGGCCUGCCGGGACGGGAGCAUCUACAUCCUGCGCAGGGAGUCCAAGCGGCCCAAGUACUGCAUCGAGCUGAGUGCCCAGCCCGUGGGGCUGGUGCGGGUACACAAGAAUAUCGUGGCCGGCUGCUCUGAUGAAACCCUGCAGGGCUAUACACAGAAGGGGAAGAAGCUGUGGACAGUCUAUCUGCCAGCCCCACUGAUGACCAUGAGCCUCCUAGACCAGAAAUCACGCGGCUUCCAGGCCGUGAUGGUAGGCCUGGCCAACCAGGUGGUGCACAUGUACCGGGACAAAAACCUUGUGGACGUCAUCCGCACCCAGGAUGUGGUCACCAGCAUUUGUUUUGGCCGUUAUGGGCGUGAGGACAACACCCUGAUCAUGACGACUAAAGGUGGGGGGCUGAUCAUUAAGAUCCUGAAGCGCACGGCCGUGUUUGAGGAGAAGGACACGUCGCUGGGGCCUCCCGUGGCCCAGAGCAUCCGACUCAGCGUGCCCAAGAAGACCAGGCUGUACGUGGACCAGACGCUGCGGGAGCGCGAGAAUGCCGUGGCCAUGCACCGCGUGUUCCAGAUGGACCUGUACCGGCUGCGGCUCAUGGCAGCCCGGGCCUAUGUCAAGGCGCUGGAGUCCAGCCUGGCGCCCAUCACAUCCACGCUGCAGGAGCCCCUUAAGAUGAAUGCAGUGGUCCAGGGCAUCGGCCCCACCUUCAAACUGACCCUCCACAUUCAGAACACAUCAGCUGGGCGCCCCUCCAUCAACCUGCUGGUGAGCUUCCUCUACGACCAGAGCCUCUAUGCCAUGAAGAGAGCCUUCUUCAAGGCCCCCAUGCUGGUCCCGGGACUGAACUACCCCAUUGAAACCUUUGUGGAGUGUCUGAGCGACAAGGGGAUCUCGGACGUCAUCAAGGUGUUUGUACUGCGGGAGGGCCAGAGCAUGCCCUUGCUGACUGCCCAUAUCAACAUGCCAGUGAGUGAGGGCCUGGCUGCUGCCUGAACCAUAGAGACCAGAGCUGCAAUAGAUCCCAUAGGAGCCCUCACUGGAUCAGAGCCAGGACUGGGAGCCGAGGCCCCCUGCUGUGCAGUGAACCACCAGCUGCCCCCAGGGUGCACACUGCUGACGUGGGACCAUGUAGAGGGGGGUGUCAGGGCUGCCGUCCCCACCCCCACCCUGGGGUGCAGACCCAGCUGCGUUGUCUGGGAUCAGGCCAGCUCCUUCCAUGAGAGGGGGUGGGGGGAGGACUUAUGCUUAGGUUGGUAUCAAGAGCUGCUGGGGGAAGGGGUGUUUCUCCCCCAUCCAUGGCCCUGUGGGCAGCAGCUGGAAUCCCCCUUAGCUAUGAUUGUAGCAUCCCAAUAAAGCCAGCACCGUUACUGUACCGAG